Messenger RNA from Acinonyx jubatus (cheetah), 2899 nucleotides. RefSeq names its product homeobox D3 (gene HOXD3). The record is from RefSeq and is a predicted model, not a curated record. Gene Ontology annotation, biological process: regulation of transcription by RNA polymerase II. The transcript is spliced from 3 exons. Gene Ontology annotation, cellular component: nucleus. Bases 765 to 2063 code for a protein of 432 amino acids. Gene Ontology annotation, molecular function: DNA-binding transcription factor activity, RNA polymerase II-specific; RNA polymerase II cis-regulatory region sequence-specific DNA binding. NCBI's taxonomy places the organism in Eukaryota, Metazoa, Chordata, Mammalia, Carnivora, Felidae.
AAAAUAGCUGGGGGCGGGGGGGGGGGAUUGCUCGCGACAGGAAAUGAGCAGAAUGCAUAAAAUCAGACAUGUGUCCUUAAUAUAUGGAAGGGCUCGCCUCAGACGCGUGGACAUGUGUAUUUAUAAGUGCGCAGACAGAAGUUUAAAUAUUCAGACACAUUUUAUGAUUGUCCUCUGCCCGUCUUCUGGUUAAUGGCUCCUCCUGUGCCCACCAAUACAUCAAUACCGUUGUGUGUAUUGAAUCACGGGCAGGGACGAGGAGGAAGCGAGUCCAUAGCCGAGCCCGCUUGAGUACAGUACAGUAAAUCGGGACCCUCGGCAGAAGGCGCUUCCCGCCCGCCCGCCAUGUUGGGGAGCCCUCCCUGCCCCCCGCGCCUGGCUGGGCGGCCGGGGCUCGCCGGCAGCCGGGGGAGGGCCUUUCAUAACCCGGAGAAUUUUCAAAGUGCGAGGAAGAUGAUAAGAAUAGAUUUCUACAAGUCCCGACCACGUGAUUGGCGAAAUAAUUAAUUCAGCACGUCCCUUAAGAAACACGGAGUCGUCAUUAAUCUGCCACGCAAAGGGCUCUCUCCGACUUGGAAAGUGCAGGGAUCCCAAGAAUAUCACCCGCCGAGGGGGGCUGCGCGGCGCCCCCAGCACUCCACCCUCGGCCCCCAGUGGCGGGCGCGGGAGCGCGGCCAGCAGGUCACCUGGUGCCUGCGGCUACCCCAGCCCUCUCGGGAUUCGGCAGACAGUGGAGGUGGUGGUGAAGGAGACAGUGGUGGUCAAUGUUAUUUGAGCAGGGUCAACAGACCCUGGAACUUCCUGAGUGCACGAUGCAGAAGGCUGCUUACUAUGAAAACCCAGGACUCUUCGGAGGCUACGGCUACAGCAAAGCCACUGACACUUAUGGCUACGGCACUCCCCAUCAGCCUUACCCACCCCCUGCCGCUGCCAACUCCCUGGACACUGAUUACACGGGCUCCGCCUGUUCCAUCCAGAGUUCCGCACCUCUGAGAGCCCCAGCCCACAAAGGAGCUGAACUUAACGGCAGCUGUAUGCGUCCUGGCACUGGGAACAGCCAGGGUGGGGGGGGUGGCAGCCAGCCUCCCGGCAUGAACUCAGAGCAGCAGCCACCACAACCCCCUCCUCCGCCACCAACCCUGCCCCCAUCCUCGCCCACCAAUCCCGGAGGUGGAGCGCCUGCCAAGAAGGCCAAGGGUGGGCCCAAUGCUUCUGGCUCUUCAGCCACCAUCAGCAAGCAGAUCUUCCCCUGGAUGAAAGAGUCCCGACAGAACUCCAAGCAGAAGAACGGCUGUGCCGCUGCAGGAGAGAGCUGCGAGGAUAAGAGCCCGCCGGGCCCAGCGUCCAAGCGGGUGCGCACGGCCUACACGAGUGCGCAGCUGGUGGAGUUGGAGAAGGAAUUCCACUUCAACCGCUACUUGUGCCGGCCACGGCGCGUGGAGAUGGCCAACCUGCUGAACCUCACCGAGCGCCAGAUCAAGAUCUGGUUCCAGAACCGGCGCAUGAAGUACAAGAAGGACCAGAAGGCCAAGGGCAUCCUGCACUCGCCAGCCGGUCAGUCCCCGGAGCGCAGCCCGCCUCUGGGCAGCGCCGCCCGCCACGUGGCCUACUCGGGCCAGCUGCCGCCCGUGCCCGGCCUGGCCUACGACGCGCCCUCGCCGCCGGCCUUCGCCAAAUCUCAGCCCAACAUGUACGGCCUGGCCGCCUACACGGCGCCGCUCAGCAGCUGCCUGCCACAGCAAAAGCGCUACGCGGCGCCCGAGUUCGAGCCCCACCCCAUGGCCAGCAACGGCGGCGGCUUCGCCAGCGCCAACCUGCAGGGCAGCCCGGUGUACGUGGGGGGCAAUUUCGUCGACUCCAUGGCGCCCGCGUCCGGGCCCGUCUUCAACCUGGGCCACCUCUCGCAUCCGUCUUCGGCCAGCGUGGACUACAGCUGCGCCGCGCAGAUUCCCGGCAACCACCACCAUGGACCGUGCGACCCUCAUCCCACCUACACAGAUCUCUCGGCCCACCACUCGUCUCAGGGACGCCUGCCCGAGGCCCCCAAACUGACGCAUCUGUAGCGGCCGCCACCGGCCCGAACUCGCGGCGCAAUUACCUCUCUUGCUUUGGUGGCGGGGGUGGCGGGCGGGGCCCGCGGGGCAGCUCUGUGACCCCCCCCCCCCCCUCUGGCCCGGUUGCCGCCUCCUGGGUCUCGGGCCAACAGCGGCCGAGGCGCAGGCGACUGGGCCUCCCCUCCAGGAGCUCCCUCCUUUGGGUGACUUGCCAUAAAUCAGCCGCAAGGAUUGUCCUCUGUAACCCUGACAGUGCCAUAUACUGCGGACCGAGGGACUCUAAUCUGGUAGUGGUGUCCCGAAGGUAAGUCUGAGAUCCACCGGCGGCGCGCUCUGCAGAGGGUCCAGAGCCCGGACAGCCCCGGGCCUGGCCCGCGUCUAGCUUAGUUGCGGAGACCUUAAUUUAUAUGCUCCUUCCCGUCCCGUAAGGAUUGCAUCGGACUCAACGACCGUAUUUAUUAUUUGAAGCGAGUCAUUUCGUUUCCCUGAUUAUUUAUCCUCGUCUUAAUGUAUUUAUGUGUAUAUUUGUAGAAUUCUCCAGCCGAGCUUAGGAACGCGCUCCCAGGCCGCGGGGGCCACGUCUCACCUCUUUAGUCCCCUUGCUCUGAACUAGUUGAGAGAGUAGUUUUGAACAGUUGUAACCGUGGCUGGUGUUUGUAGUUGUAAAGGAUUAAGACCGCAAAUUGUCCUUCAUGGGUAUAGAGUCAGGCGGCCCCGUGGCGUGGCACGACACCCGUUACUCAUUUCUCAACAGCCGCAGCCCUCACCACUCGACACAGUUUAUUGAUUUCAAAUUGUCUGGUACUAUUUGAACAAAUAUUUAGAAUAAAAAAAAUUUCUCAGUC